AUUGGCACAUGCACAUGCACAUUACAUAAAUCGUAGUAAUCCGAAGUCCCCAUUGACAUGACCUUGGUAAACAAGGACAUUGCCCUGUCAUUGUAUCUCGCACGACGCACUAAGCAUGAUUUUGCCUAUGACUACGACUGCGACUACAAAUUCCAAUGUCAGACAAGGUCGAGCGCCUAAUCAGACGGUUAUAAUUAUGUUUGGUCGUGAGUAAACUCGGUGACCUUAUAGUAACACGUGUCACUGUUUUUCGUUUCAUUGGGGUUUUACUAACGUGCACACCUCCACCAUUAUGUCGCAGAAACCUGGAGUUCACUCUCUGGAAGGGUUCAGUGUAAUUGGCACUGGGAUAUAUCUCCGGGGUACCUGCGAGCAAUGCCAGGAUACUACAUUGCCAAACGUCAUUUUGAUAUUCGGAUGGAUGGGAGCACAACUUAGGCAUUUGCAGAAUUAUACCCAUGCAUAUACCAAAUUAUAUCCAAACGCGUCUCAAAUCGUCGUUCGGUGCAAUCCCGACGUGUUCUGGACUACAACCGGUACCAGACAACGGCGCCUCAUGCCUGUAAUCGAUGCCUUAGAAGCACUGCACUGCUUCCCAUCUUCCUCUUCUGCUCAACCGCCUCCCCGCAUACUCACUCACGUGUUUUCCAAUGGAGGCUCCCUGCAAAUGACACUUCUUGGACACAUGCUAAAGCGGAAAUAUGGCUCCACAUUAAUUCAACCGUUCACCGCGAGCGCAUUGAUCCUCGACUCGUGCCCGGCAAUAGGUAACCUAAAAACAAUUAAACUCGCAUUCAGCAUUGUCAUCCGGAACCCAAUUCUCAGGGUCAUUGUACUUGCUAUGAUAUACACAAUGCACUUCGUCGGCCUUGGCCUCUCUCUGGUAUUGGGUAAGCGAAUAAUGAUCAUGGAAAACCUCCGGAUCGAAAUGUGGAAUCCCCGCGUCCUACCAUGGAUGGGCCUCCACACACCCCGCCUCUAUCUUUUCUCGCGCAAGGAUAAAUUGAUUCCGUGGCAAGAUGUCACGCAACAUGCCGAGACUGCGAAGGGACGCGGAAUGGAUGCACGUUGCGAACUGUUUGAAGAGAGCGAACAUGUAGCACACGUCCGGGUGGAGCCAGAGAGGUAUUGGGCUUCGGUACAGGAUAUUUGGGCGGUUGCAAUCUCCAAGGAGAAAGUCGAGGAUCAGAGGCUACUUGAAUAAUUAUAGAUUUCUGUUGGAAGAUCUAUCUCCCUUGUCGUAGUGCAUCCGUAUAUUGGGUCACGUUGUAAUUCGCAGAGAGUACUCCUUCAACCAGUACAUAGAGCUGCUACAAUUAACCUUCCUAUUAAGCUCA
Messenger RNA from Suillus subaureus, 1337 nucleotides. RefSeq lists its product as uncharacterized. The coding region runs from base 293 to 1204 and encodes 303 amino acids. The transcript is spliced from 5 exons. The record is from RefSeq and is a predicted model, not a curated record. NCBI's taxonomy places the organism in Eukaryota, Fungi, Basidiomycota, Agaricomycetes, Boletales, Suillaceae.